CAUGUUUUACAACCCAUGGUCAGUGAGGACAUAUUGAACCAUCUGCAUCCCUUCUGUGUGUUCCACUGGAGAACCACUUUACAAGGUGAAUGGACAGUACAGGACCAGAAAAGGAGCUUUGGCACUGACUCCAGGUUCAGUGUGGCUGCACUGUAUGAUGGGAAAGACAACAAGAAGCUCCCGUGUCAGAUUCCUGGGGCUCCUGCUGUAGCUCCACAUCCAAAUCAGAGGUUCUUAACUUUAAAGAAAAGGGGAAUCCUGAGGAAUUACUUAUGUAGGUCUCAGAAUGAACACAGCGAUGGAGAAGAUGAUGGGCAAGUGGGAGAGCCUCAUAUGACAGACUCUGAAAAUGAAGAUAUCCCAAGGCAAAAGGACAGUGAUUCAGAUAAUGAGGAGCCUCCAAAUCACAAUGUGAGCGAUUCAGACAAUGAAGCAGCUCACGGAGGGAAGGACAGUGAUUCUGACACUGAGGACCAUCCAAACCGGCCUUUAAGUGACUCUGAAAACGAGGAGGCCUUAAAUCACCGAGCAAGUGACUCUGAUAAUGGAGACCCUCCCAGGGAUCCCAGCAGUGACUUUGAAAACGAGGAAUCCCACAAGCAGCCGGGCAGCGACUCGGAGAGCGAGGAGCUCCAGAAGCAGCCGGGCAGCGACUCGGAGAGCGAGGAGCUCCGCAAGCGGCCGGGCAGCGACUCGGAGAGCGAGGACGUGGCCAGGCACAAACAGAUGGAGUCUGAGGAGAGCGAUGGGGAGGACAGGAAGGAGGAGGUGCAGAAUGACUCUCAUCAUUCGGAUAAUGAACAUGUAAGGGAAGGAUUUCAGGGCUCUGACAGUGAAGACGAAGCUCCUAAGAGACGUAAAAUAUCGGACAGUGAUGAAGAUGAGAAAGAGGAGGAGAAGACAGUGAAGAGGAAAACAGCCAUACUUUCUGACAGCGAGGAUGAGAGCGAGAAAACACCUGCAAAAAAGGUACGAAUCCUUUCUGAUGUGGAAGAAUCAGAUAGUGAUGCUGCUUCGGAGAAGUCUGACAAAAGGAAGAAAAACAUUGUAUCGGAUAGUGAGGAGGAGGAAGAAGAAGAAGAAGAAAGAAAAGAAAAUGCUGGGAAGAAGAAAGAAGAGAAGGAUCUGUUUGGCAGUGACAGUGAAUCUGGAAAUGAACAAGAGAACCUGAUUGCAGAUAUAUUUGGAGAAUCUGGUGAUGAGGAAGAGGAGGAAUUUACAGGUUUUAACCAGGAGGAUUUGGAGGAAGAGAAGGGUGAUGGAGACAUGAAGGAGACAGCAGAUGAAUCAGACUCUGAUGACAACAUCAAAAGAGGGAAGCACAUGGACUUCAUGUCAGAUUUUGACAUGAUGCUCCAACGGAAGAAGAGUAUGAGCGGCAAGCGCCGGCGGAACCGCGACGGUGGGACGUUCAUCAGCGAUGCAGAUGAUGUGGUCAGUGCCAUGAUUGUCAAAAUGAAUGAAGCUGCUGAGGAGGAUCGACAGCUGAAUACACAAAAGAAACCAGCACUAAAGAAAUUAACUUUGCUACCAACUGUAGUUAUGCAUCUUAAAAAGCAGGACCUCAAAGAAACUUUCAUCGAUAGUGGUGUUAUGUCUGCCAUCAAAGAGUGGCUUUCUCCUCUUCCAGACCGAAGUCUGCCAGCACUAAAGAUACGGGAGGAGCUUCUGAAGAUCCUGCAAGAGCUGCCCAGUGUGAGCCAAGAGACCCUGAAGCACAGUGGGAUUGGACGGGCUGUGAUGUAUCUCUACAAACACCCCAAAGAGUCGAGACCAAACAAGGACAUGGCAGGGAAGCUGAUCAAUGAAUGGUCUCGACCCAUCUUUGGCCUUACCUCAAACUACAAAGGCAUGACCAGAGAAGAGAGGGAACAGAGAGAUUUGGAACAGAUGCCCCAUCGAAGGAAAUUGAGCAGCUCUGGUGGGCAGACUCCCCGCAGAGACCUGGAGAAAGUGUUAACUGGAGAGGAAAAGGCUCUGAGGCCUGGGGAUCCCGGGUUCUGUGCCCGUGCGAGGGUGCCCAUGCCCUCCAACAAGGACUAUGUGGUCAGGCCAAAGUGGAACGUGGAGAUGGAGUCCUCCAGGCCCGGGACUAUUAAGAGAGGUAUUAGUCGCUUGGAAAAGCACAAGAGACGGUUUGCUGAACAGAAACGACUCAGCAAAGUGCAUCGGGCCAUCAAGUUCAGCAUUGAAGGCAACAGGAUGCCCCUGUAGCCAUGCCACUGCCUUCCCAAGUUGGAGAGGUAUCCCUCGAGGGAGGUGUGAACAGUGCAUGUGCUUCAGCUGUUGGCAGUUUGCACAUGCAGGACAGCAGUGUGUACACCCUAACCUAAACCUGGAAAACUCUCCUUGUAUUCUCUCGUGUCUGUACUGUGACCUACAAGGCGACUUGUACAGGAGAAAACAGGCUGUAGCACAUAACACCUGCCAUGGCACCUGCCUGCACAGCGUCAGGGUACCCAAAGGACAGGUGUCCAGUGAAAAUACCUGUGCUCAGCACCAGCUUUGCACCACCUGUGGUUUUAAGUGCUGUUCUGACACAACUGGGUUUUCCAGGUUUACCUGAACCGACACAUGGGAAUUCUUAGCCCUUGGUACAGAACCUCGUGUCACUGCACACCAACAUCUGUGGCUGAUCUUUGAGGGGGGCACAGGGAGGUGUUCUUCACACCUCUUUCAAGGAAGUAGAGUGAUGUGAUAGUGUGAAGAGACUUUAGGAGUGGUUGAUGGGAGGCAGAGAAUGAGACCGGGGGAGAAAAAACACCCCAUUGUGAGUGUGGGGUGGGAGAACAUGCAUCAGUGUGGGAAUUGUUUUGACAAUUCCUGGUCUGCAUUUCAGUGCUUUGAGCAGGGCUGCCACAAGCUGACAGUGACAGGAAGAGAUGAGCACAAGUGAUAGAUAACUGUUGAGUUUAAGCUUCAUAUUUAUUUGUUUUAAAAAAAAUAUUUUCUUAAAAAUCACUGUGAAACUUCAGCUAUAAUUUCAAUGAGUAGUGAACAGUUUUAUGAAUAAAGUUUAUUUAAAAUCAGUGUGUCAGGGGCACCUUCCUCAGCAAUGGGAACAAGUUUCUAAUGGAUGUGUUUUGUCAGAUACUAUGUAGCAUGUUUUGGAUAUCUCUGUUUCUCCUAAACUUAAAGGUGUGGCAUUUUCAUUGUUUAUUAUUUCUGUUGUCUAGUUAGGGGAAAUUGCCUCCUAGGAAGUAUGGGCUAUGGCUUGGAAGGUCCUUGCUGUUUGUCUUCAGUGAUGUUUUGUUACAGCAUCACUGUGUUUAAUCUGGGCAGAAUAACUGCUGCACUGCCUGCUUUUCACUUGCAGUUCAAAUACAGAGAUGAGAUGCAAUAACUUCUGAGAGCUUGUAUGGUCAGCUUAGCAUUUCUCUGGCUUCUCCCUACACACUUCUCCCAGUAAUCUCUUGCUUUAUAAGGACUAAUCCAUGACCUUUAAAAUAAAUGGCAGUUUGGAAAUGCCGUGUCAGCCUCAGUCACAGUGUAUCCAUGUCUGAACUCCCCCAGGGAGCCCUUUUGGGUGACACUGGUGCACUGUGGUUCUGACACCUCCAGCCAGUAGAGAAAAAACUUGCAAACUGUACCCAGCAAACAGGGUGAUGGCCGAGUGCCUCUGCCUCCACCCGGGCGUGCAGAUCCUGGGGAAGCCUUUCCCCACUCUGGGGAAGGACAGAGACACCAGCCAGGCCCAGGGGUGACCUCGCAUGCGCCGCUUGCCUUGGACCUCUGGGACGUCUGCUUUUUUUUCAGUGGUAAUUAUUAGUUUUAUUUUUUAAGUUCCAGGGGACCUCUAAGAAAGGGGUGAGUCGACUGGACAAACAGAUGCGGAAAUUCACAGAUAUCAGGAAAAAAAGCAGAUCGGCCCAUGCAGUGAAAAUCAGCAUUGAGGGUAAUAAGAUGCCAUUGUGACCCUUCACAGAAUACCCCAUGAGCUCUGCUGUAAGACAGUGCACCCACAGACUCUUUGGAGACCUUUAAAUUUUUUUACAACUUGUUUGGGGUUUUUUUUAAGUGAGUCUUUGAAUUGUUGGUUCAGGUUCUGGUAGAAGAUGUUGUCUGAGGACUGUGAAUAUGAAGACUUCUUUCUCCUGAUAGUAUUUAACUGGCCCUAUCAUGUCCUUUGUACAGAUCAUGUAUUUGUUGUAUUGCAACACUUCAGACAAUAAAACAUCUGUUUUUUUGG
Molecule: messenger RNA, 4189 nt
Organism: Pseudopipra pipra
Lineage: Eukaryota; Metazoa; Chordata; Aves; Passeriformes; Pipridae
Gene: IWS1
Product: interacts with SUPT6H, CTD assembly factor 1
Exons: 15
Coding region: 16-2214 (732 amino acids)
Biological process (GO): poly(A)+ mRNA export from nucleus
Cellular component (GO): nucleus
Source: RefSeq, a predicted model, not a curated record